Messenger RNA from Scedosporium apiospermum, 2376 nucleotides. RefSeq lists its product as uncharacterized. Gene Ontology annotation, molecular function: zinc ion binding; DNA binding. The transcript has 4 exons. Gene Ontology annotation, biological process: DNA-templated transcription. The record is from RefSeq and is a predicted model, not a curated record. NCBI's taxonomy places the organism in Eukaryota, Fungi, Ascomycota, Sordariomycetes, Microascales, Microascaceae. Bases 1 to 2376 code for a protein of 791 amino acids.
AUGGAGGACUCUGGGAUCGUCAUUGUGAGGGACAGCGUGGUAACUAGUCAAACCUCGAACGAGGAAAAGCAGUCAUCCAGCGCAUAUGGACGCAAGAUUGGUGAUCCGGUCCCCGAUUUGCGAGACCGAGCAGCAUCGACAGGGGCGGCUAAAAGAAAGCCCGAUUCGGCUGUCAUUAUGUUCGGCCCAACGAUUGACCAAGGCAGCGGUUCCGCCUCCCGCCCGAUCCCACCCAUAGAGAUCGGCUCUUUCGUUGCUCUCUCCCCCGAUGAUAGUGAGUUCAUCGGCAGCGCGAGUGGUGCUUUCUUCGCGAAUACUGUCUUCCGAGCUUUUGCUAGGGCAGCGUCGGCCACCGAUGCUGACUUGGGGCGGCCCGAAGAGGGGAGAGACGCAGGUCAUGGUGUUCCUGACCCGGGUUCAGCCCACACCUACCUCGUUGCACCUGAACACGGUGGAGAACAAACCACCGACAAUGAGCCACGGCAGCAAGAUAGCCCAACAACUCUAGCCCCUGGUACCCGGUCUUACGGGGUGACUGCCACUGGGCUGGGUAUUGCUCCACCGCCUGCCGUGGCCCAGAAACUCCUUAUGCUCUAUUUCCGAAACUGGCACCCUUUCCUCCCUUUUUUGCAUGGACCUACUUUCAUUGAGAGUGUCAACCGCUUCUACGAUGAAGAUAUCCUCUCUGAAGACGCUCCUACUGCUCAUCCGAGCCGGUUAACUCGGGCAGUGACAUUCCAGUGCAUCUUCAACAUCACAGCACUGGCGUCUGGAGAGACGUUGGAUCCGGCCUGUCGCAUUCAGUCGUCAUUCGCUUUAACUUCCCUCAUAGGAGUCAUCUUCUCCAGCCAUGACAUUGCCUCUCUACAGGCUCUUUUAGCCGCGGAACUGUACUUGACAACCACCAUGUCAUUGAGAGCAGCGUCGGCGAUCCACGGGGCGCUGGUCCGAACCAUGUAUAACUCGGGGUUCCAUCGAUGCCCUUGCCGCUACAUACAGCUCCAAUCCACUGUGUCUAUGAUUAGGAAACGAAUCUUUUGGUGCGCCUAUGUUCUAGAUCGGUACUUAAGCCAGGUUUUAGGGCAUCCAUCUUCCAUCGAGGAUGGAGAGGUAGACGUCUGCAUCCCUGGAAUGGUUGAACUGCAUAGGGCUGUUACCAAGCCCAGCGAGCCUGUAGCCACUUCCCAGUCAACAUUGAACGAAGAGGUUCUUGAUCACUUACCCAGCGAUCGAGCGGCCACAGAUGGUAAUGAUGGAGAAGUCUCCCCCCAGAGACACCCAAGCAGCCGCCCAAGGGAUGCCGCGGGAGGCAGUGACAGUCUCACCGUUUAUAGUCCAGCGCAACACCAUACUGCCGCUGGGAAAGAGGCAGGCCAAUUCGUCCUAAGCUAUAUGGCGACAUAUUCACGCUUAAUGGGAGAAAUCGUCAGCGAAUUCCACAGGUCGAUUCACAGCCGAGCCAUCAGCCCCGAGAAGAUUGAGGAAUUAACCUAUCGAAUACAUUGUUGGUGGAAUAGCCUCCCCCCAACAUUCCAAGACGAGACACACGACGUCCCCGCAUCAACGCCAUCUUCCUACACCAAGAGUCCUUGGGUUGCGCUCUUUACUAUGUUGUAUAAUUAUCUCAUUUUGCUGGUCAACCGCCCUUUCCUAUCGCUCCCCACAGACCGCAAAAUGUUUCGGUCUAGCUUGCAGACAGCCCUCAGCGCGAGUCACAAUACCGUGAUGAAGCUCAGGUGGUAUACAGAUGACCCCUUCGUGAUGGCUUGGCCAGGGACUUUAUCGGCCACAUGGAUGGCCGGCCUAGCAAUCGCCUUUGCAACUCAAUUAGAGCUCUACCCCUUCGCGAAGGGCAGCUCAGAUAUCGGGCACUGCCUAACAAUCCUGGAAGCCAUGGCUUCGCGCUGGACCAGUGCUCGCCAUUGUCAUGGUGCACUCAAAAAGCUUCUUGAACAGCUCAACAACUAUUUUAGUGGAGAUCCGCCGGGCAGAUGCACGCCUUUGUUCUCAUUAAGACCUGAGCGGGUCCUCAGCAGGUCAAGGAUGGAGGGGCCACCCUUGGAUGUAAAUUCCGCCAUGUUCGAAGAGCGAAGCGCAAAACGACAAAGGCUCCAUGACGAAGCCGGAAGGCGACCGCAAUCAUCUUUCCAGCGCUAUGCUCCCAAUGGCGGAUUUGGACCUAGUGUUAAUGCAUUUACCAUGCAGGGUUCGAUGCCUGUCAUGGAGUACACCGGCCCAGACUUUGGGUUCGAUGCGUCUCGACUUGGUGGGCAGGAGUUCCCCAGUGAUCCUCUAGAUUCCGACAUAGCAGGUCUUUUUAGCAAUGUUGACUGGGAUGUAUAUAUUCAGGGAUUCGGGCAAAACUUUGGCGCGUAG